Messenger RNA from Cylas formicarius (sweet potato weevil), 1416 nucleotides. RefSeq names its product odorant receptor Or2-like. Gene Ontology annotation, biological process: detection of chemical stimulus involved in sensory perception of smell; sensory perception of smell. The coding region runs from base 87 to 1283 and encodes 398 amino acids. Gene Ontology annotation, molecular function: odorant binding; olfactory receptor activity. The record is from RefSeq and is a predicted model, not a curated record. The transcript has 5 exons. Gene Ontology annotation, cellular component: plasma membrane. Lineage: Eukaryota; Metazoa; Arthropoda; Insecta; Coleoptera; Brentidae.
UAUGACUAUUUAUAUACCUAGAAGAGAUUACAUUCAAAAACAUGGUAAAUUAUAUGGACCAAUAAUCAGUAUCAUCAACUCGUGCAAUGCAACGGUGGAAACGGAAUCAGGGUAUUCUCAACUUUCCGAAAUAUUGCAUGAUAGCCAUGGGAAUGUGGAGAUUAAAUCUACCAACUCGAAAUCGUAUACUGACGAAGCUUUAUACCCUCUACUCGUGUUUGAUACAGAUUUAUUAUCCAGUAUUUUGGAUUUCGCUUUUCAUCAAGUUUGUCAUAGUAUUGUUAGAUAAAAAUUCAAACAAGAGCCUGGAGGAAUGGUUCAAAGAUCUUUCCUAUGUGGUCGGUUUGUUCAUCAUAGUAAUUGCCGCGCAAUUCUGGCAGAAACGAAAUGUCGUACGAAGUAUUUAUUACGUCAUUGAAGAGGAAAAAGUUUUGCUGGAAUGUCGAGAUGAAGAAUUGCUGAAGUGCCAUUUCGAAUUGGCACAAUUUAGUCGGUUAACGAACUACGUGUUGUUUUCGUUUGCGUUGUGUAUCGGGAUGUCGGUUAUGUCUGAAACUUUUUUGCGCAAAGCAAAAAUAGAGAAAUACAACCAAAGAUACAACGCAACUUUGGAAAAACCAUUCGCCUUCGAUUUAUUCUUCGUAAUCAAUUUUGACAAGGAAAAGUUUUGCAUUUUGUUACUGAUAGUCGACGGAGUGUCUUGCUUUUUGAGUGACCUUAUCGGAGUUUCUUCGAAAAUUAUGUUCAUUUCCUGCAUCAUUUUCGCUUGUUCAACGCUACAAAGGUUGCAGUUGAAGUUUAGGAAAAUGGCACGAUAUGGAACAGAUUUUUUGAUCACCUUGUAUCAUCUUAUUGAGGAACAUCAGAAAAUUAUUAGAUUUGUACACAACUUCAACCGCUCAAUGAAAUAUCUGAUUUUGGUGGAGUAUCUGCUAACUUCGCUGAAUAUAGCUGCAGUCUCUAUUCAGAUGAUAUUGUUUAACUCCACAAGAGCGUCUGCGACGUUUUUUCUUAGCUAUUUGUUUUCGCAAAUUUUCAUCCUCGGUUGGAGCGCAAAUGAAAUCAAAAUGCAGAGUUUGGCCAUAUCGGAUGCCAUAUACGACAGUCCCUGGUACUAUCAAAAUGGCAAUGCCAAGAAAGCGGUGUUGCUUAUAAUUAUGCGUGCCCAAAGGCCGCUUCAGUUGACCAUUGGUCCAUUUGACGCCAUGUCUACGGAAACUGCAGUUACGGUCGUGAAAGGCUCUUAUUCGUACGUAACACUGAUGUGGACUAAAUACGUUUAAUCGAAACACAUCCUUGUCUGGAUUAAGCGUAUCAAAAUUAGCGAAUUUGCUUGUUGUUUUCAAAAUUUCAAUUGAAAUAUAUUGAUAUUUGAUAUUUUUCUACUCCCGUCUCUAAAAUACUUAACUACGCACC